Molecule: messenger RNA, 827 nt
Organism: Orycteropus afer afer
Lineage: Eukaryota; Metazoa; Chordata; Mammalia; Tubulidentata; Orycteropodidae
Gene: PGAM2
Product: phosphoglycerate mutase 2
Biological process (GO): glycolytic process
Molecular function (GO): intramolecular phosphotransferase activity
Source: RefSeq, a predicted model, not a curated record
CUUCCAUCUGGGUUCCCAAACGCGCUGCCACCAUGUCCACCCACCGUCUGGUGAUCGUUCGUCAUGGCGAGAGCACAUGGAACCAGGAGAACCGCUUCUGUGGCUGGUUCGAUGCAGAGCUGAGUGAGAAGGGGGCUGAGGAGGCCACGCGGGGGGCCCAUGCCAUCAAGGAUGCCAAGAUGCAGUUUGACAUAUGUUACACAUCUGUGCUGAAGCGGGCCAUCCACACACUCUGGACCAUCCUGGAUGGCACUGACCAGAUGUGGCUGCCCGUGAUCCGUAGCUGGCGCCUCAAUGAACGUCACUAUGGGGGUCUCACAGGCCUCAACAAGGCAGAGACAGCUGCCAAACAUGGAGAGGAGCAAGUGAAGAUCUGGAGGCGCUCCUUCGACACACCGCCACCCCCCAUGGACGAGAAGCACCCCUACUACACCACCAUCAGCAAGGAUCGUAGAUACCUGGGCCUGAAACCUGGAGAACUGCCCACCUGUGAGAGCCUUAAGGACACCAUUGCCAGGGCCCUGCCUUUCUGGAAUGAGGAGAUCGCCCCUCAGAUCAAGGCUGGCAAGCGGGUGCUCAUCGCUGCUCAUGGCAACAGCCUGAGGGGUAUAGUCAAGCACUUGGAAGGGAUGUCUGACCAGGCCAUCAUGGAGCUGAACCUGCCCACGGGGAUCCCCAUUGUGUACGAGCUGGAUGGGGCACUGAAGCCCACCAAACCCAUGCAGUUCCUGGGCGAUGAGGAGACCGUUCGGAAGGCCAUGGAAGCUGUGGCAGCACAGGGCAAGGCAAAGUGAGGGGUGGGCUCUGGGCAAUAAAGGUGCCUUCCC